AUGACUGAAAUCACAAUCACAGACUUCAUCACUCGAGAUGUUCGCUUCCCCACAUCCCUGGACAAGACAGGGUCCGAUGCCAUGAACGCAGCAGGCGACUACUCAUCCGCCUACUGCAUCCUCAAGACUGACUCGGACUACACCGGUCACGGAAUGACAUUCACCAUCGGCCGUGGCAACGACAUCGUAUGUGACGCCAUAGUUCACGUAGCCGGACGUCUGAAGGGUCGCACCCUGUCAUCCCUCGUGGCGGACUGGGGCAAGACGUGGCGCCACCUCGUCAAUGACAGCCAGCUGCGGUGGAUCGGGCCGGAGAAGGGCGUGAUCCACCUGGCGCUCGGGGCCGUGGUCAACGCCGUGUGGGACCUGUGGGCCAAGGUGCUGGGCAAGCCGGUCUGGCGUAUCGUGGCCGACAUGACGCCCGAGGAGCUGGUGCGCUGCAUCGACUUCCGCUACAUCACCGACGCCAUCACGCCGGAAGAGGCCGUCGCCCUGCUGCGCGAGCAGGAACCCACCAAGCCGGCGCGCAUCCAGGACGCCCUGGACAGCAGGGCCGUGCCGGCCUACACCACCAGCGCCGGCUGGCUGGGCUACGGGGAGGAUAGGAUGCGCUCCCUGCUGCGCGAGACCCUGGCCCAGGGCUACCGCCACUUCAAGCUCAAGGUCGGGGGCAGCGUGGCCGAGGACCGGCGCCGGCUGACCAUCGCCCGCGACGUCAUCGGCUACGAUAGGGGCAACGUCCUCAUGGUCGACGCGAACCAGGUCUGGUCCGUCCCCGAGGCCGUCGAGUACAUGACCCAGCUGCGCGACUUCAAGCCCUGGUUCAUCGAGGAGCCCACGUCGCCCGACGACAUCCUCGGCCACAAGGCCGUGCGCGACGCCCUCCGGCCCUACGGCAUCGGCGUGGCCACCGGCGAGAUGUGCCAGAACCGCGUCGUCUUCAAGCAGCUCAUCGUCUCCGGCGCCAUCGACUUCUGCCAGAUCGACGCCUGCCGCCUCGGCGGCGUGAACGAGGUGCUCGCCGUCCUGCUCAUCGCCAAGAAGUUUGGCGUCCCCGUCGUGCCGCACUCCGGUGGCGUCGGCCUGCCAGAGUACACGCAGCAUCUCAGCACCAUCGACUAUGUCGUCGUCAGCGGGAAGAAGUCUCUCCUCGAGUACGUGGACCACCUGCACGAACACUUCCUGCAUCCGUCCGUCAUCAGAGACGGCUACUACCAGACGCCCACGGAGCCCGGUUACAGCGUUGAGAUGAAGCCGGAUAGCAUGGAUCGCUACACCUAUCCCGGGAAGGAGGGUGUGAGCUGGUGGACAACCGACGAGGCGAAACCCAUCCUCACGGGUGACCAGGUUUGA
Geosmithia morbida is the source of this 1353-nucleotide messenger RNA. Its product is annotated as L-galactonate dehydratase. Bases 1 to 1353 code for a protein of 450 amino acids. Gene Ontology annotation, molecular function: L-fuconate dehydratase activity; magnesium ion binding. The record is from RefSeq and is a predicted model, not a curated record. Gene Ontology annotation, biological process: carbohydrate catabolic process; amino acid catabolic process. The transcript is spliced from 2 exons. NCBI's taxonomy places the organism in Eukaryota, Fungi, Ascomycota, Sordariomycetes, Hypocreales, Bionectriaceae.